ACUCCACCCCAGCCAAAUCGAGGCGUGAUGAAAAGACUGCUGGGGACAGCCAGCAGAGCUCCCCCGCUCAUGUCAGGCGACUGCCUGUCAGCUGAUUUGACCAUCUCUAGGAAUGUCCAUACAGUAUAGGGAUUACAGUACAAUCAGAGUAGCCUGGAGGCCUGUACGACCUUGAAUUUGACGCAGCAAGUGACUCAUUCCGAGCCGAGACGACGCCGUUCUCAGGUCACUCAUUUGAUCCAGUUACUCGGUUUCAAGCUCCCAGUAAUAAGUUAAUACUGAGCACUCGCUCCUGCCGUUUUCGUUGGAGACGCAUUCUAGGUUCUUAUUCUUAUUGCAAUGAGCUACAGAGGAAUGGAAUUCUCGUUCUUAUCUGUGUGCUUCUGUCUGGCUAUUAUCUUCCAUCAAUCCUCGGCUGUAAGCGGAGAGACAUCCGUUCCAACUAUUCUGAACCUUGGAAGGAAAGAGAAAAUCGACCUUUCUGGAACGGUGCAUCGAGCGCGAAAGAUUGCACAGACUCCUCAGCUCGGAUGGAACAGCUGGAAUCACUUCCAAUGCCGGAUUACUGAAGGCAUUGUGAAAACCGCAGCGGACAAGCUCGUGUCAUCAGGACUAGUAGCUCUUGGAUACGUCUAUGUCAACAUAGAUGAUUGCUGGCAGGCUGACUCCCGAGAUUCAGAGGGUCGCCUGGUACCUUCUCCUGUCUGGUUUCCUUCGGGAAUCAAGGCGAUUGCGGACUAUGUGCACAGCAAGGGGCUCAAGCUGGGGAUCUACUCUGAUGCAGGGACUCGCACGUGUGAAGGCAAGCCCGGUUCACUUGGGCAUGAGGCCAUUGACGCCCACACCUUUGCUGAAUGGGGAGUGGACUACCUGAAAUACGACAACUGCUACAACGAUGGAACCCCAAACAAGUUGCGCUACACAGUCAUGCGCAAUGCACUGGAGGCCACAGGGAGGGACAUCUUCUUCUCCAUGUGUGAAUGGGGACAGGAUGACCCUGCUCUGUGGGCGUAUGACGUGGCAGACUCCUGGCGGACCACCGUUGACAUUGGGGACACGUGGAGAGCAUGAUUCGGAUUGCAGACCUUAACAACAAGUGGGCCAAGUACGCCAAGCCAGGCGGGUGGAAUGACCCCGACAUGCUGCAGGUGGGGAAUGGCGGCAUGAGAGAGUCGGAGUACCGCGUGCACUUCAGCCUCUGGGCCAUCAUGAAGGCGCCUCUCUUGAUUGGCUGCGACCUCUCUCGUGUAUCAAAUGCGACACUGCGCAUUCUGGGGAAUGAUGAAGUCAUUGCUGUUAACCAAGACCGGCUGGGAGUGCAGGCAAGGAAGGUGCAAGUCUCUGAGGACAGCCUCAUAGAGGUGAGAGAGGUCAGAUGGGCCCUUGCUCGCCUAGGGUGAGGGAGGUCAGAUGGGCCCUUGCUCGCCUAGGGUGAGUGAGGUCAGAUGGGCCCUUGUUCGCCCAAGCUGACUCUGAUGAUGCUGCAUGUGCUUGCAAGCGAGCUGGUCCUUGUGGCACUUCACAGCAACUACCUCAUGGGGCAGCACUAAUU
Molecule: messenger RNA, 1552 nt
Organism: Closterium sp. NIES-67
Lineage: Eukaryota; Viridiplantae; Streptophyta; Zygnematophyceae; Desmidiales; Closteriaceae
Source: the annotation of a GenBank genome assembly